AUGGCCUUCUCAUCUGCAGUCUCCAUCUCCAUUGACACCCCUGUUCUGAUCGAGCAGCACCUGAACUGCUCAAUCUGUCUGGGCCUGUUUAAGGACCCUGUCACCACACCCUGUGGCCACACGUUCUGCCAGUCCUGCAUGGAAUGCAACCUCCACUUCAACGACCUCAUAUGCCCUGUCUGCAAGAAGCAUCUGAGGAGGAACCCACAGGUGAACAUCAUCCUCAGUACCCUCAUUCAGGAGUUGAAGAAGGCCCAGGAGAGGAAGCCAGGGGAGUAUUCUGGAGCUCCAGGUGAGGUGGCCUGUGACAUCUGCACCGAGAGGAAGCUCAAGGCCCAUAAAUCCUGUCUGGUGUGUCUGGCCUCGUACUGCGAGACUCACCUGGGCCCCCACACCUCAGCAGGCAGGCUGAAGGGCCACAGGCUGGUGGCCCCUGUGGAGGACCUGGAUGGGAGGGCGUGUCUGACCCACGGUCGUCCCCUUGAGCUGUACAGCAGGGCAGAGGGGCGCUGUGUCUGUGCCCUCUGCGUGGAGGAGGGUCACGAGGUCAUCUCCGUGGAAACGGAGUGGGACAGGAAGAAGGCUAACCUGGGGAGCACCAAGGCUGAUAUGCAGGAGAGGAUCCUGAAGAGGGAGACAAAGCUGGAGGAGAUCAGGGUGUCUGUGGAGCAGUGCAAGGCCCACGUGGACAGGGAGAGGAGGGAGAUUGACUCUGUGUUCAAAGCAGUGAUGGCAGCUGUAGAGGAGACCCAGCGAGAGGCUCUCAGGCCCCUGGAGGAGAGGCAGCAGGAGUUGGAGAGAGAGGCAGGAGAACUCACCCAGGAGCUGUGGAGAGAGAUCAGAGAACUGAGAGAAACCAUUGGUCAACUGGAGGAUGUUGCUGACCUGGAAGAUCACAUCGACUUCCUGCAGACUUUCCCGUCCCUGUCGGGGCUGGGUGAUGGUAGAGACUGGACUGAGGUCUCCGUUGAUACUACACUCUCCUUUGGCACCAUGAGAAGCAGCUGGUCGACCAUGAUGGAGAGAAUCAAGCAGGAGCUGGAGAAGCUCUCCUCAGUUGUUGAUGUGACACUGGACCCGGACACAGCGAACACACAGCUGAUUCUAUCUGAGGACGGGAAAGAGGUGAGAGAUGGAGGGAAGAUACAGGACCUCCCUGACUGUCCGGAUCGCUUUGAUCACUUCGGCAGCGUCCUAGGGCACAACAAGCUAACCUCUGGGAGAUCAUACUGGGAGGUGGACGUCGGGAACAAGACGGGUUGGGAUCUGGGAAUAGCAAGAGGAGAUGCCAACAGGAAGGGGAAACUCUCUGUGAGUCCUACUAACGGUUACUGGGUUAUAGUGAAUUAUAAUGGGGCCCAAUUCGGAGCCUUGGGGGACCCCCCUUUUCUGUUGUCACUGAGAGAAAAGCCCCAGAAGGUGGGGGUGUUUGUGGAUUAUGAGGAGGGCUUGGUGUCAUUUUAUGAUGUGGAGGCUAAGGCUCACAUAUAUUCUUUCACUGGGUAUUCCUUUAUUGGGGAAAUGUAUCCAUAUCUCAGCCCACAUCUUCUGAAUGGGGAGGAGAACUCAGACCCACUGGUCAUCACUAAAACAAGGUGA
Molecule: messenger RNA, 1599 nt
Organism: Coregonus clupeaformis (lake whitefish)
Lineage: Eukaryota; Metazoa; Chordata; Actinopteri; Salmoniformes; Salmonidae
Product: E3 ubiquitin-protein ligase TRIM39-like
Exons: 6
Coding region: 1-1599 (532 amino acids)
Molecular function (GO): protein binding
Source: RefSeq, a predicted model, not a curated record